AUGGCUGCCACAAAUACUCAGCAAAUGAAAGCCAUUAUUCAACCCGAUAAGACUUCUCAUGCGCUGAUCCUUACUCAAAAGCCAAUUCCGAUACCUACUCAUCCUCAAGAUGUUCUCGUCAGAGUACAUGCAACCGCACCCUGCAAAGGCGAACUGGACUGGGCACUAUAUGCCCCUGAAUACAUACUGCCUAGCAAGAUUCUUAUCCCGGGACAGGAUCUUGCUGGCAGUGUACUUUCAGCGCCAGAGGGCAGCAAAUUUAAAAUCGGAGACUCCGUAUAUGCACGAAUUGAGGCCAAUCGUCCCGGCGCUGGUGCAGAGUAUGCACUCCCACGGGAAAGCGAACUCGCCCUGAAGCCUAAGAAUCUCAGUUGGAUAGAGACUGCAGCUACUCCACUAAGUUCAUUGACGGCAUACCAGGCUCUCUUUACACAAGGAAAUAUUUGUGUGGCUGCCUUGGCAGGAGACCAGAUCGCAAAAAACACCAAUGCUAAUCUUCGUGUCCUCAUUACCUCUGCGUCUAGCAGUAAUAUCGGCUUUGUUCGUAGCCUAGGCGCUACUGAGAUAAUCGAUUACACGGAUCAAGAUAUUUCGGACUGGGUAGCUUAUGAUCAAUCAAGAGAGGUAGAUUUGAUCAUCGACACGAUUGGAGGCCCGUCACUCGCGUAUUCAUGGCACGCUGUAAGAGAGGGAGGUAACAUUAUUAGCGUUUGCGGUUUCCCGGAGCAGAAUCGCCCCGACGGAGUUACUAAGAAAGCCAACAGCUCAUUCUACCUAGUUAAUCCUAAGGGUACUGAUCUAGAUUCGAUCACACACCUGAUUGAAGCGGACAGAGUUAAACCCAUUGUUGACAGUGUGGUUGAAUUUGACGAUUUUGCAAAGGCUUGGGAGAAGGUUGAGGCAGGCCACACAAGAGGCAAAGUAGUGGUCAAGAUCUCUGGAGGAAUGUAG
This is a messenger RNA of Trichoderma breve, 951 nucleotides long. RefSeq names its product zinc-binding dehydrogenase domain-containing protein. Gene Ontology annotation, molecular function: oxidoreductase activity. The coding region runs from base 1 to 951 and encodes 316 amino acids. The record is from RefSeq and is a predicted model, not a curated record. The transcript is spliced from 2 exons. Lineage: Eukaryota; Fungi; Ascomycota; Sordariomycetes; Hypocreales; Hypocreaceae.